AUGGGCGCCUUUGAAGCUGAUGGAAUAAUCCAGAACUGUGACAGGAGCGGUGAGCUAAAUCUUCUAGAAUGUUUGGGACCACGGAGGACUCGUGUAGUCAAGCGGCUUCGUCGCAAAAGCAGUGGAUUAUCCUGCAUCAAGAAACACCAUGAGCGCAGCUUUGCUCUCUCGUAGACUCAACGGAAGCGCCGUGGAGGAGCAGUUAAUUCUAGGCAAGCUCGCAAACGAAACAGGCUGGUGGCUUCUACUGCAGAAACGGCUUCAGAAGCAGAGCCAAUAGAACUUGAAGAAAGUGCUGGCGAAGAAGUAGUAGACCUCACAUGUGAAUCUUCUGACCCUGUAGUCGUUGAUCUAACUCACAAUGAUUCUGUUGUGAUUGUCGAAGAGAAUGAACGGCAAAGGGGAAAUCUCAGACAAAGAGGCCAGCGACCGUCCGAUAUCUGUGUACUGAUUAGCGAUGAUGAUGAAACAAGAGAUAAUGAUGCGUAUGUAACAGAUACAGUGCCCAAACUACUUAGGAAUUUUGUUCUCUCUACCGCAAGGCCGUCUGGUACUGUUAGCUGUCCGAUUUGCAUGGAUGGCUACUCGGAGAUUGUGCAGAGUGGACGACUGAUUGUGUCAACCACAUGCGGCCAUGUCUUCUGCAGUCAGUGCCUCCGUGAUUCCCUUAGGAAUGCCAAGUCUUGCCCAGCCUGCAGGAAGAAACUCACUCACAGACAAUGUCAUCCCAUUUAUAUAUGA
Nipponia nippon (crested ibis) is the source of this 741-nucleotide messenger RNA. Lineage: Eukaryota; Metazoa; Chordata; Aves; Pelecaniformes; Threskiornithidae. The record is from RefSeq and is a predicted model, not a curated record.